Messenger RNA from Pyrus x bretschneideri (Chinese white pear), 1902 nucleotides. RefSeq lists its product as uncharacterized. The coding region runs from base 756 to 1853 and encodes 365 amino acids. The transcript is spliced from 2 exons. The record is from RefSeq and is a predicted model, not a curated record. Lineage: Eukaryota; Viridiplantae; Streptophyta; Magnoliopsida; Rosales; Rosaceae.
AUUUAUUUGACCAACCAAAAAGUGGGGUCAUCAUAGUUUUCAUAAUCUCUCGUGAGCAAGAAGUUAGAGUUUCAAGAGCAAUCCAAGGACGACUAACAUUUUUUUUUUUUUUUGUUUUUUUUGUUGACAAAUGCUACGGGGAGUAUCUCAAAAGUGAAACUCUUUACGUAUUAUCUAUCAUUUUAUAUUUUUGACAUAAUAUUUUAUAAUGUUAACAUAAAAAUUGGCGUCAAAUAUAUUAGAAAAUUCAUGAAAAAUCUCAUUUUAAUUUGAGAGAGUCCUCUUAACAUUUAACUUUUUUUUAAAAAAAAAAAAUUGCAUGAAUUUGUGGAUUCGAUCCUCAAGUUCUGGUCGAUUGAUGCAAGCAACCAACUUUUGGACCACUUGCCAAUGGUUUUCUAGUAUAUGCGUGGUUUGAGUUUUCAAACAUUAAACAAGAAUCUGGAUGGUUCACGUUAUGUGACCGGCUAGUACUAGUGUACUUAUUUGGACCAACCCUAACUUCUUACUUGUAAAUUUUAUUUCCUAGCUUAAUUCAUGGAUUUCGGAGUGAGACUUUCCAACCUCCUCCCCCACUCUUUGGUUUGGCCAUGCACAUGCAAUAUAUCAUAUCUCUAUCUAUAUCUAUGGAUCUCUAUGCUGAUAUUAUUCUUUUAUAUAUAUAUAUAUAUCUGAUCCGUGAUCCCAAUAUAUAUAAAUAAUUACAGAUGUAUAUUGUGUACGUAACAUUUGGCCUUAACUAGCAGCUACGUGCGAUGGAAAUCAUGAACCAUGAAGGAAGUUUCUCCUUCAGCUGCUCCGAGUCCGACAUGAACUUUUCUUCCCUCUCACAUUUCACCGACGACGAUGAUGACGACGGUGAAUCGUACAUCGAAAUAGCGCUUGACCAUCAUCACCAUGAUCAUCCUAAACCAUCAAACCAAGAUGAUGAUGAGGAUGAAGAUCGUGAUCGUGGAGGAUUAGACCAUGCGGAUUACUUGCGCAUAUCGUUUUCGUCUAGUCUUCUCCCGGAGCUCUCCGCCACCACCCUUUCUCCCAAUCACGUCUCUAAGCCUGCUUCUGAUCACCCAAUAAACCAUAUUCCGUCGUCACCGACAGUAUCAUAUUCUUGCCCUCUCGAUUCUUCUUCCAUGGAAGGCAGUUGUAGGGGUCCGCUAGGAUCGGAUGAGCCUUCAAGGCUCAACAGAAGUACUAGUACAAAAGUAAGAUUGCCCAGAGUCAACCGGCUAGUCAACACGCUGCUGUUUGGUCUCCGGUCAUCAUCGGAAUCACCUACCCCUGCGGACGACGCUGACCUGGAACGGAGCAGGAAAACAUCAAACAAAAGAACCUCAAGAAAAGGUGGCAUCAUGAAGUUGCUCUUCAAGUUCCGAGCCAUGAAUCUUGGAGCCCUGGUAGCUUCAUUUGCAAAACCCCGCCAAGCUGCUUGCGACGAUGACGAUCCUCACCAAUCCCAAAACAUUAAUUGUCGACGCAAGAAUAACAACUCGAAAGAGAGUGGCAGCAAUGCUCUUCCAUGGUCGGUUCAAAAGAAGCAAGGGAAAAGCAGCAGGACCAAGAACUCUUCAGAAGCAGUAGGAGGAGGUGAAAAGUCCAGAGUAUUAUUGGAGAUAAACUUGAGCGCAGUUAGAGGGAUUUUAGAAGCUAUAGGAAAUAGCAUGAGCACAGGUGGUACUGGUCGGAAACAAAGAAGAACAAGGAGCUGCCCAAGUUCUAUUAAGUCCUCCCCAAUUCACCAAGGAUUCACAGGUGAUGACCAUAGUAAUAAAGUGUGCUUUCAUACAAGAGAAACCUCAAUUCAGGCUGCAAUUGCUCACUGUAAAACUUCAUUUGAACAAACAUCCAUGUCCUGAUUAAUUUUGGCUUUUGACGUAUACACAUGUUUGUUGUAGUGUGGUUUUA